CAUCUUGGGAAGAAUCACUCUGUAAAUGGGAUCUUUUCCCCAAAUCGAUUCCAAUUCAUCUACAGUUCAACUCCUACUUUCGCCAUUAAUUUCCCUCCAAAUACUUCCAAACCAGUUCCCCAUUAAAGCCUGAAUCCAAAGGCCGCCUCUACCACUCUAAACCCAACCUAACUCAAUCACCAAAAUACCUCAAACUGCCAAACUAAUAAGCUCUUGCAAGAAUCACUUUCUUGACAAUCUCCGGAUUUUUAUUGUUUCUGGAAUAAUACUAGUAAUUUUCAAAAUGAGCAUCCUCAGUUCUGGGGUUUCUUUCCAUCGCUCAAUUUUAAGUAAGCCUGAGCCUUUGAGCAGCCGAAACCCCAGAAACCAAAAUCGCAGGAUUCUCUGUUUAAACCAUUUGAAUUCCUUGAAUUCGAGCAGUGAUGGGUUGGAAUUUGGGGCCAGCAGGGGUAAGGGUGAGAAAAGGAGCAGUCUUUCUAGGUUGAAAUCGGCUGUUGAUGUUGGGGAAGUGGUAGAGACUUCUGGGACAAGUGGGAGGGAUAGCUGCUCCUAUGAUGCAAUUGUUAUAGGUUCCGGGAUUGGGGGGCUGGUGGCGGCGACACAGCUGGCGGUGAAAGGGGCGAAAGUUUUGGUCUUGGAGAAGUAUGUGAUUCCUGGAGGAAGCUCUGGGUUUUAUGAGAGGGAUGGCUUUAAAUUCGAUGUUGGAUCAUCGGUCAUGUUUGGUUUCAGCGAUAAGGGAAAUCUGAAUUUGAUCACACAAGCAUUAGCAGCUGUGGGAGCUAGGCUGGAAGUGAUACCUGAUCCCACCACUGUUCAUUUUCAUUUACCUAAUGGCCUCUCUGUCCAAGUACAUAGAGAAUAUAACAAGUUUAUUUCUGAACUUAUCAGUAAAUUCCCUCAUGAGAAAGAAGGGAUUCUCAAAUUCUACGGUGUCUGCUGGCAGGUCUAUAAUGCACUGAACUCAUUGGAGUUGAAGUCACUGGAGGAGCCAAUCUACCUUUUCGGGCAAUUUUUUAAGAAGCCUGUUGAAUGCUUGACUCUAGCCUACUAUCUUCCCCAAAAUGCUGGUGACAUUGCUCGAAAGUAUAUCAAAGAUCCUGAGUUGCUGUCCUUUAUUGAUGCUGAGUGUUUCAUUGUGAGUACGGUUAAUGGUAAGCGGACACCUAUGAUCAAUGCAAGCAUGGUUGUAUGUGAUAGACAUUUUGGUGGGAUCAACUAUCCUGUCGGAGGAGUUGGAGAAAUUGCAAAGUCAUUAGCAAAGGGUUUGACUAAAAAGGGGAGCGAGAUACUUUAUAAGGCAAAUGCUACCAGCAUUAUCAUAGAAGACGGAAAAGCAGUGGGGGUGAAUCUAUCAGAUGGAAGGCAAUUUUAUGCUAAAACCAUAAUUUCAAAUGCCACUAGAUGGGAUACCUUCGGCAAGCUCUUGAAAAAAGAAAAUUUACCCAAGGAAGAAAAAAAGUUUCAGGAGGCAUAUGUUAAAGCACCAUCUUUUCUCUCUAUUCAUGUGGGGGUUAAAGCUGAUGUUUUACCACCAGAUACCGAUUGCCACCAUUUCGUCCUAGAGGAUGACUGGAAAAACUUGGAAAUCCCUUAUGGAAGUAUAUUUCUAAGCAUUCCAACUGUCCUCGAUAAAUCAUUGGCUCCAGAAGGAAACCACAUUCUUCACAUUUUCACGACUUCUUCGGUUGAGGACUGGGAGGGUCUGUCGCGCAAGGAUUAUGAAGAAAAGAAGGAACGUGUGGCCGGAGAGAUAAUUAACAGGCUCGAGAAGAAACUAUUCCCUGGACUGAAGUCAUCUAUAGUAUUUAAGGAGGUGGGGACACCAAAGACACAUCGGCGAUAUUUGGCCCGUGAUAGUGGCACUUAUGGUCCAAUGCCUCGAAAUGUUCCGAAGGGCUUACUGGGCAUGCCCUUCAACACAACGGCUAUUGAUGGUUUGUAUUGUGUGGGAGAUAGUUGCUUUCCUGGGCAAGGUGUCAUAGCUGUAGCUUUUUCGGGAGUUAUGUGUGCACAUCGAGUGGCGGCUGAUUUGGGAUUCGAGAAGAAAAACCCUGUGCUUGAUACCGCUCUCCUUCAGCUACUUGGUUGGUUCAGGACUUUAGCAUGAAAAACUAGCAAAAAUGUCGAGACUCAAUAGGAAAGCAUACCAAAUCAACAGUCCUAAAAAAGAGCAAUAAGAUGCCAUCAAAUGCUGUUAGCUACCUUUUCCUUAUGUCGAUAGAGCGGUGAAGUAACCAAAUUGAGGUACUUUUGCCUGAGUUUGUUUUGGUAAUACUAUUGAGGAGUUUACUUUUGAGAUAGAUGCUGUAAGUCAUGUACUGCAGUUCCAUACCAAAUUAAUAUUACAUUGUAGAUUAACGAGAUUGACAUACA
Molecule: messenger RNA, 2373 nt
Organism: Salvia hispanica
Lineage: Eukaryota; Viridiplantae; Streptophyta; Magnoliopsida; Lamiales; Lamiaceae
Gene: CRTISO
Product: carotenoid isomerase
Biological process (GO): carotenoid biosynthetic process
Molecular function (GO): carotenoid isomerase activity; oxidoreductase activity
Source: RefSeq, a predicted model, not a curated record